Messenger RNA from Hyaloperonospora brassicae, 1566 nucleotides. The record is from the annotation of a GenBank genome assembly. Lineage: Eukaryota; Oomycota; Peronosporomycetes; Peronosporales; Peronosporaceae.
AUGGCUCGUCACAAGAAGCAGAAAAAGCAGCGAACGUCGUCGCGACGGGACGAAGAAACCGCUCGUCGGACGUUCCUCGACGCGCUGGAAGCGCAACGGGCAAACGCCCGCAGCAAAGCGCCCGCAACGUGCGCCGAAAUCGGCCACACGGCGGCUCGAGGGGCCCCACUUGCAGGUUUUUCCUAUGACGAGCACAGAGACCGCUACUUUCGGACUUGUGCCGACUCGGAGCGACGCCAUUGGGAUACGCAACUCGAGGCACAAGAGCAGGAACGACCACAGAUUGUCGAACGGCGGCGGCACUUUCGUUGUCCAACUCGACGUCGCUGUCGGUAUGGGGUCGUCGAUAACUGUCCCAAGAAUUGGGUAGCAGCUCUCUCGCACCGACAGAAGGACUGGACGUGGAGUGCAUUCGGUCGAGAUCGAAGCGCGUUCCUGCCUCAAGUAGUGUCCAAGCUCCUGACUUCACAGGUGGUUGACUCCCACGAGGUAGAAACGAGUGGUCGACUGACAGCACUGGCGCUGCAUUCUCGUGACAGCAAACUCGGAGCUGUGGGUGCUAGUAGUGGAAGGGUGAAGAUACUUGGGAUGCAGACACUGUCAUCAGAAGCUGGACUAGCCACACGGUCGCAACUGGCCUAUCCAAUAUGUGAUUUCACUCUGCACGGGGUCAUCACGUCUUUGCAGUGGCGCCCAGUGCGGGAGCUCGAGUUGCUCGUGUGUCAUCUCGGAUCUGGCCAACGAAGCGGCUCGCAGGUGCCGUCAGGAAACGUGUGUUUUCUACGAGUACAUGAUCGAGAUCGCAGUGACGCUGCACUCUCGUCAAUGGCUUGCAUGAAGCGCAUGAAGUUUGUCGAUCCAUGGACAGCCAAAUGGAAUCCGACGGACACCAACAAGUUUAGUGUCGGAUGUGGCGGGUCGUCAAGCGCUGCGUACGUGGAUGCUUUUGCAAACACCGAUAAUUUCCAGCGCGCCCCAACUGGAGUCCUUACGAGUGACGUACAUGCUCAAAGCUUCUUCAACACGGGCCACGUCGUGCUGAAUGGGACGAAACGCGGAGGUUUAUGGGGUUGGGACAUUCGAGCUCCGCGUCGAGGUUUCGAGUGGGAAGCAGAGACGUGUACAGUUCAACCUGCAGGCUCCAUUCUUGACAUCCACGUGCUGAACGAUUGUCGAAGAGCUGUGGUGCAGCGAUCGAAUGGGGAGUUACGAGUCGUGGAUCUGCGGACAUUUCGGCCGGUGGUGGAGUUCAUGCAAGGCGCAACAAAACGCUAUUUGCCAAGUUUACGCUGUGCAAUCGACAGCGACGAGUCUAUUGUUGUCUCGGCUGGCGAUGCCAAGUAUCCGCAGGCAGUGAACAGCUUCGACCUACAAAGCGGACGCCGUGUUGGAUCAUUUGAGGUCCAACGUGCUCAAAGCGAAGAGCAGUGCUCGCCACUUGUGCAACAAGUGCAAUUGCAAUCGCAUCGACACGGAAAUUGUCACGAAGACACGCCUCACCUUUGGGCCAUAUCUCGCGACGCGCUUUACGUCUCCAGCGGGCGGACUAAUGAUCCGACAAUGUGA